GAGAAAGGAGUCAAACGUUCCGGAGUCGAACUUUCUAGAACUUCCUCCAAUCGCCCCCAAUUUCAAGUCUCACUUCUCAAUCGAUUCAUCGCUGGUGCAGAUUAAGUUUUGGGUUUAGGUAUUUCUUAUGGAGAGGAUUGUUGGAGGAAAGUACAAGCUGGGUCGCAAGAUCGGAAGCGGUUCCUUUGGCGAAAUAUAUCUAGCAACCCAUGUCGACACCCGCGAGAUCGUCGCCGUCAAGAUUGAGAAUAACAAGACAAAGCAUCCACAACUUCUGUAUGAGGCCAAGGUGUAUAACAUUCUCAAACAUGGAAGCGGUGUCGCGAGCAUUAGAUGGUCUGGAGUAGAUGCAGACGACAAUGUCCUUGUCAUUGACCUUCUAGGACCUAGCCUUGAAGACCUGCUUGUGUACUGUGGGAGAAAGUUUUCGCUGAAAACUAUUCUAAUGUUGGCUGAUCAGAUGAUUGCAAGAAUACAGUACCUGCAUUCCCAGGGGUUCUUGCAUCGAGACAUCAAACCGGAUAACUUCCUCAUGGGUCUUGGCAGGAAAGCGAAUCAGGUUUACAUUAUUGAUUUUGGGCUUGCGAAAAGAUUCAGGGAUUCUACGACAAACAGACAUAUUCCUUACAGAGAGAACAAAAAUUUAACUGGAACUGCACGUUACGCGAGUUGCAACACUCAUUUGGGUAUAGAGCAAAGUCGUCGCGAUGAUUUGGAGUCACUUGGCUAUGUUCUUCUAUACUUUCUGAAAGGAAGCCUUCCUUGGCAGGGUCUAAAGGCUGCCACAAAAAAGCAAAAAUAUGACAAAAUACGUGAGAAGAAAAUAGCAACACCCAUUGAGGUCCUAUGCAAGUCACAACCUGUGGAAUUUGCAUCAUACUUCCAUUAUUGUCGCUCCUUAACCUUUGAUCAGCGACCUGAUUAUGAUUUUUUGAAGCGCUUGUUCCGUGAUUUAUUUACUCGCGAAGGAUAUGAGUUUGAUUAUGUCUUUGACUGGACAAUUAUGAAGUACCAACAAGCAGCACAACAAGCAAGAGUGCAGGCUCAGUUUUCUAAUUUACAGCCUGUUGGAGUAAGCAGCAGUCAAGCACAGCCAACGGCCGUAAGUAAGCAUAAAGAACCAAGAAGCUCAAGUAAUAUUGCAAAUCCAGAUGUUCAUGCGCAUUUUAGAUCAUCAACGACACACGUCUCAAGUGCUGAAACAAUAGCUAAAAAUGCUGUGAGCAAUGCGCCGGUUCCUUCCACUGCGUUUGUCACCAAAAGAAACUUUCCUUAUCCAGAGGGGCCAUCGUCAAAUUCAAACUCGGGUCGUGCAUAUGGGAACAAAGAUGUAGCUUCAAGUAGCUGGUUAUCACCAUCAAACAGAAUAUCUUCAGCAAAGCAAUAGCUACAGUAUGAAGUGUUGUGCUAUCAGUUUGGUUGCUUAUUCUUCCAACAGAAGGUGACAUAUGGUGGAUGGUGCCUUGCGAAGAAAGAAGCCUAAUCGAGUGGUGCCUGCCCAAAGUCAGAAGAAUCUACCGGACAUUGCUUGGACUCGACCUGUCAGCACAUUGAGGUUUUCUGCAAGUAUAAAUGGCAAAAAUGACAAAACCUAAUUUCGUAUUGUGUGGAUGAUGUGUAAAGUGUCUUCCCCCAGCACUCUGUUGUUUAAAGAGCAUAAAAUGUUUCUUUGCUGUUAUUCAGUUGUUUUGACCAUGUAUUUCGUUUAAUUCAGGAUUGAGUUGCUUUCUGUUCUUAAUGCUGUAUCUUUUUUGGAUCAAAGCCUUGGAUGUUCACCUGGAUCAGUUUGAACCCAGGUAUACCCUGGUACUUCAGAGUUCUCAUGAAUAAGUAAACCUUUUGUUUCAGAUAUUGAAAUGAGAGAAGGGAAGGUUUAUACAGGAUGAAUGGGAGAACUUCAUUGGAUUGUUGAUGUCAAAUGGAGAAUCUUUCUAGUUUUUCCAUUUUCUAUUGUUCUUUUUGAUUAUUUGUGCCUUAAUUAAAGGUUUCAAUGUAAACACUAAAGUCCAUAAGUGUAGAGUACGGUUAGUUGGGAAAGGUUUUUAUUUUUUAAACUCUUUUUUGAGUUUGCCAAGAAAAAAUAAUCUAGUAAUAAUUCCUAAAAAAACGCAAUAUGUUUCGGCUUGUCCUUCAUUUGACUCCUACUGUAGAUAAGAAUCUUUUGAUGCUCACGUGCUUUUACAGAACUUGUGUACAUUUUUCUCUUUUUGGUUGUCUUAAUGUCCAUCCCUUUAGCCUUUCUUUAGGGAUAUGCCCUGCUUUAACUCAAGUCAGCACUGUCGGAUCAUUUUAUUUUAUGCA
Molecule: messenger RNA, 2301 nt
Organism: Morus notabilis
Lineage: Eukaryota; Viridiplantae; Streptophyta; Magnoliopsida; Rosales; Moraceae
Product: casein kinase 1-like protein 3
Exons: 17
Coding region: 128-1387 (419 amino acids)
Biological process (GO): endocytosis; signal transduction; peptidyl-serine phosphorylation
Cellular component (GO): nucleus; cytoplasm
Molecular function (GO): protein serine/threonine kinase activity; ATP binding
Source: RefSeq, a predicted model, not a curated record